This is a messenger RNA of Coniophora puteana RWD-64-598 SS2, 1389 nucleotides long. RefSeq names its product thiolase. The transcript is spliced from 8 exons. The record is from RefSeq and is a predicted model, not a curated record. Gene Ontology annotation, cellular component: peroxisome. The coding region runs from base 5 to 1255 and encodes 416 amino acids. Gene Ontology annotation, biological process: fatty acid beta-oxidation; phenylacetate catabolic process. Lineage: Eukaryota; Fungi; Basidiomycota; Agaricomycetes; Boletales; Coniophoraceae. Gene Ontology annotation, molecular function: acetyl-CoA C-acyltransferase activity.
CGACAUGGCUCUCGACAGAAUCAGACAGCUUGCCUCUCAGCUCACGGGUACCACUCAAGGACUUUCGGCUUUGCGAGCUCGCAACCCCGAAGAUGUCGUUAUUACCAUGGCCAUCCGCUCGCCGCUCACGAAGGCCAAGAGGGGUGCUUUGAAGGAUACUGGAGUAGACGGUCUCUUGCUAGAACUGUUUAAGCAAACAAUUGCCAACUCCAAGGUCGACCCCGCACUUGUGGGAGACAUAUGUGUCGGAACCGUGCUUACUCCAGAUGCUUGCUAUCACGCUCGCGGUGCUUCACUUGCAGCCGGCUUUCCUGAAUCAGUCCCUGUGCAGGUCAUGAACCGGUUCUGUUCUAGUGGGCUGAUGGCAGCCACUACCAUCGCCAACCAGAUUCGAGUGGGCCAGAUUGAAGUCGGUCUUGCUAUCGGUGUCGAGUCGAUGUCGCAGAACCCUGACAAUGGCGGACCCGCCCAGUGCGAAGCGGUCACGGCUAAUCCUGCAUCGAAAGACUGUUUGAUGCCAAUGGGAUGGACGAGUGAGAAUGUCGCAAAGGAGUUCUCUGUCUCUCGCGAGAUCAUGGACGAGUUCUCAGCAAUGUCAUAUCAACGUGCCGAGGUAGCGCAGAAAGAAGGCCGGUUCAAGAAGGAGAUCGUGCCGUUCACAGUUGACGUCACGGAUCCCAAGACGGGUGAGAAGCGGCGCGUCACUGUCGACCAGGACGACGGAAUUCGAUAUGGAACGACGCAGGAGUCGCUGUCGAAGAUCCGGGCAGCGUUUCCUCAGUGGCAGCCGUCUUGCACCACGGGAGGGAACGCCAGCCAAAUCACGGAUGGCGCUGCAGCUGUUAUGAUGAUGACGCGAAGAAAGGCUGAGCAACUUGGACUGCCGAUCAUGGGCAAAUUCGUUACCACUACCGUUACAGGUGUUGUGCCCCGGGUGAUGGGAAUUGGGCCGGCAUACGCGAUUCCCAUGCUGCUUGAGAAAGCGGGGAUCAGCCAGGACGACGUGGACAUGUACGAGAUCAAUGAAGCGUUCGCGUCACAGUACGUCUAUUGCAUCAAGGCGCUGGGUCUAAGCCCCGAAAAGGUGAACGUAAACGGCGGAGCGAUUGCGUUUGGUCAUCCGUUAGGCUGCACCGGUGUGCGCCAGAUUGUUACUGGCCUGCACGAGAUGGAGCGCAGAGGGGCCAAGGUGCUGGUGACAUCCAUGUGUAUCGGCACGGGCAUGGGCGCCGCCGGACUUUUUGUGCGCGACUGAGGCAUGGGAUUGGUGGACGGGAGGGAUGGAACUAUUUCUGAUCUACUCACUCCUACUCAACAGUCUAUUUUUGUCAACCUGUUAUAAAAAUAGGACAGACGGCCUCGAAGUGUUGCUGGCCGGGAUGCCGUAUC